Molecule: messenger RNA, 1951 nt
Organism: Lampris incognitus (smalleye Pacific opah)
Lineage: Eukaryota; Metazoa; Chordata; Actinopteri; Lampriformes; Lampridae
Product: probable gluconokinase
Exons: 5
Coding region: 248-727 (159 amino acids)
Cellular component (GO): cytoplasm
Molecular function (GO): gluconokinase activity
Source: RefSeq, a predicted model, not a curated record
AGUUACUACCGGGUGUGUUAUAUCAUACAUCUUCACCCUCUAGAAAAAAGCAUUGCGCCACCUGCCCCGUAUUUGAGAAAAUGAGAGAGCUGCUGAACACCGCUGUGCACAAAGACAAAUUGAUACUGAUGUAGGUAAUGAUAGGCACGUAGCCUGAUAAAGCCAUACCGUUGGUGCUAUUUAGUGACAGUUAACGUCAGAUCCACGCUAGGAGCUUUCCUCUCAGAAAAGCUGGGCUGGGCUCUUUAUGAGGGAGAUGACUUCCACCCAAAGGAGAAUAUUGAGAAGAUGGCUGAUGGCAAACCGCUCACAGACCAGACUGCCUUGGCUCCUCAAACUACACGAUGUCAUUUCUAAAGAAAGGUGUUCAAGCUGUGAUGCCAUCGUGGUGUGUUCUGCCCUGAGACGCCUCUACCGACAAAUCCUUCUCCAUGGCCACCAAGCUGUCACGUCCUCUACCUGUCCUGACCAGGAAAUCCCACUCCCCAUCAUUCCUGAUGUCCACUUCAUCUUUCUAUAUGGUACCUAUGAGCUCAUCCACCGGAGGAUGGCAGCCAGGAGGGGACAUUUUAUGAACGUGGAUAUGCUGCGUUCCCAAUUCAGUGUACUGGAACCUCCACUGGAGGAGAAAAAUGUGUUGCCACUGGACAUCAAGAUGAGUGUCCCUGACAUCGCCAUGGAGAUAGAGAAACACCUACUGAGCCUCAAGUCGCCACUGGUGCUGUAACCAGGGCAAAAGAAUGAAACAGGCCAUCCUAAACUUUGAAUGAGACUGGUCAUUCGAAAGAGUGGAUCGCGUCAGAGAUAUUGUCAUGUUUAUAAACCUAUGUUCAUACGUAAGUGUAGGUGGACAGUAAAGCAUCUGCAAAGGAAUCAUAUGUGAGGCACUUAAAACAACAUGCAGUGGGGGUCCGCAGUGGUGUAGCGGUCUAAGCAUCGGCUUUGUGUCAAUGCAGUUGCCCAUUGGGGACUGAGGUUCACGCCCUGAUCUCGUCAGAUCUGACUAUGACCGGAUUCGAUGAAGCAGCAAUAAUUGGCAACGCUGUCUUCGGGAGGGGGGUGGAGUCGGCUUGUGUUCGUCACAUGAAUGCGUCUCAGGGUGUGUUGGAAAAAAACAGUGGUUCGGCCUGGAUUCGCCUUGUCAUGAAAGUGGCGAGGCGUCUCCUUCGAGACUGCCGGCCGGAGAGAUGCAGUUGGUGAACGCAUGCAGUACGAGGGUGGGAGUUUGAACUAGAAUGGGGAGCGAUUGGCUGCUAAAUUGGGAGAAAAAGGGAAAAAAUCAGAAAUAAAUUUUAAAAAAACAACAACAUGCAGUGUUGGGAGUUUUUGUUUUGUUGGCUCACUAGGAUUUCAGAGAGUUAAAUGCAUCAUACCUGACUCCCUACAGACUGUAUCAGGUGACUGAGUCUUUAACAGCACAGAGGCAGACUGAAAUGUCCAUUGAAAUUUUCUCUUUUCAAAAGGAAAACACGCAAAAUCUUGAAUUUCAGUUAUAUAACUUGGCUGAACUCUCAAAGACCUAAGUGUAUCUGUAACAUUGAGGAAAGUACAAACAAAGUCAUUUUCGACCAUGUAGUAAAGUCAAACAGGCUUGCGCCAUACAAGAAGGUACGUUGUUACUUGAUGUGUAUUACAUUUGUCCUAAAGCACAAGCUCUCAGUGGCUUAAAAUAAGGUAAAAAGAACAAACCCCCCUUUUUUGGACCAUGUUAUAAGGCGUCUUUAGCCUGGUAGGCUAAUGAAUACUAAGUAAUGAAUCUGUACAGCAGGAUGAGGUGUUUGUUGUCUUUGAUAUGUAGGACUUUUCAGUUGUAAAUCACAUUUCAGUGGCCUCACGUAUACGAAAUAGGUAGCGAUUGUACAGAAAACGGCUUGUGUUCUAUUAUAACAGGUGUCUGAAAUUCUGAUUUGACCAGAAAUGUAAAGCGUUUUGAGUGGCUGUUGCAGCUAGA